Messenger RNA from Juglans microcarpa x Juglans regia, 1674 nucleotides. Its product is annotated as traB domain-containing protein-like. The transcript has 9 exons. The record is from RefSeq and is a predicted model, not a curated record. Lineage: Eukaryota; Viridiplantae; Streptophyta; Magnoliopsida; Fagales; Juglandaceae. The coding region runs from base 88 to 1332 and encodes 414 amino acids.
UUCCCCCUGGUAAAAGAAGGCACCUAAAUUUAAACCCAUGCGCCCCUUAUUUUUCUUCUAAAUUUAAAUCCAUUUGCUCCUGAUUUUAUGAUUCGUCCGACUCACCUGGUUUCUCUACCCAACUCGGUCGGGUCACUCCGCUUAUUCGGCUUCGCCUCUGGCAGUGCUAGACUCUCUGUCCGUCGUGCCCAAAACGCCCACACUCUCGCAAGCCUCGUACACUUCUCAGCCUCGCGACAAUCCAAAAUUACCUUCUCUGCCUCAUCCCUCGACCGUCGGAAACCACCCCACUCGUCCCAUCCAGCGAUGGACGCUCACGCCACGUCCGCCAACGCCAAUGGCGAGGACUUUGUCCACAUCGAGAACCCUGGCGCCGAUGAGAGCUUGAGUGAAAGCAUCGUUAAUAUCGAGGAGGAGCCGCCAUCGGGAGACGACGACGACGAUUCUGAGUCCUCGGAGCAGACGAAGGCAGUGCUUCCCGAGGAGCUCUCGAGAAGCGUGGUGGCCCUCACGUGCGAUUCCGUCGCCAAGGGUGGUGUCUGCGACGUGUACUUGGUUGGCACCGCUCACGUGUCUCAGGAAUCAUGCAGAGAAGUACAAGCUGUAAUCAGUUUUUUGAAACCACAGGUUGUUUUCUUAGAACUAUGCUCAAGCUGUGUUGCAGUGCUUACCCCUCAGAACAUAAAGGUACCAACCAUGGGAGAAAUGUUAGACAUGUGGAAGAAAAAGCAUAACAUCUUUGGAAUACUUUACAGCUGGUUUCUUGCCAAGGUUGCUAGUAAGCUCGAGGUUUUUCCUGGUUCAGAGUUUCGUGUGGCGUAUGAAGAAGCAAUGAAAUAUGGGGGCAGGGUGUUUCUGGGGGACAUUCCGGUUCAGAUUACAAUACGAAGGACUUGGGCAAAAAUGCCAUUGUGGCAUAAGAUAAAACUACUCUAUACCUUGUUUUUUCAAGCAGUAUUUUUACCAAGCUCUGAAGAUCUAAAUAGAAUGUUAAAGGAAAUGGAUGAUGUCGACAUGCUGACUCUUGUUAUUCAAGAAAUGAGCAAGGAGUUCCCCACUUUAAUGGAGACCCUUGUACAUGAGCGAGAUAAGUACAUGUCGUCCAGAUUACUAAGAAUUGCUAGUGAGAACAGCUUAGUCGUAGCAGUUGUUGGGAAGGGACAUCUGCAAGGAAUAAAAAAGAAUUGGAAGCAGCCUAUUGGGGUGAAGGAUCUUUUGACAAUGCCACCACAAAAACCAGCUAUUUCAACUGUGAAUAUCCUCACAUCUCUUGGUGUUGCAGUUGCUGGGGUCGCCAUUUUGUCUGGCAUCUAUCUUGCUAACAAGAAAUAGCUCCACCGGAGUUUGUUUCUUGGCGACGUGGUUGGAAAUGGGAAAUUACCGGGGCGAGGUGUGGAAGGCUAGUUUGUAGCUAACGAUUCUUAAUUGCUGAGAAAUCACAAUGAACACAACUACAUAAUCAAAGUUCCCUGUACUUCGUUGAGCCGAUCUCACUUUCUUCAUGUGAAACUUUGGCAAAGGAAAGUCAUGUCGAUGGGAAGGCGAGGAAAUUCUUAAAAUCUCUGAAAUUCAUUCAAUGCACCAUGACGAAUAAGAAACAUAAUAUUCAUAUAUCUCAACGAGGGAUCUCUGUACAGAUGUAAUUGAUUCAAGGUGCUUGGUUAUGGUUGCUUA